Aphanomyces invadans is the source of this 531-nucleotide messenger RNA. RefSeq lists its product as hypothetical. The record is from RefSeq and is a predicted model, not a curated record. NCBI's taxonomy places the organism in Eukaryota, Oomycota, Saprolegniomycetes, Saprolegniales, Verrucalvaceae. The transcript is spliced from 3 exons. Gene Ontology annotation, cellular component: cytoplasm. The coding region runs from base 17 to 433 and encodes 138 amino acids.
GGCGAAUCCAAGCAGCAUGGCGGAAGCCGACAUCAACCAAGCUGUGAACAAGAUGAUGGAGUCGUUGGACAAGGGAACCUUUCGCCCUCUCCAGAAAAACGGAUACGUGUGCAGCGUCAAGUGCUUUGAUAACAAGGACAUUAGCUCUGAGCAAUUGCAGCACUGUAUCGAGCGAUGUCAGCAACCCAUGGCGCAGGUUCAAAACUACCUGAGCCAAGAAAUGCAAAGCUUUCAGAAUCGAUUGCAACGGUGCGCCAUGGAUUGCCAAGACCGCGCGCAAGACUCACUGUCCUCGCAACCUUCGGAAUCCCAAAUUGCUACUGCGCAAGCUGGCAUGGAGAAAUGCGUGUCCAAGUGUGUGGAUGGACACAUCAAGCUCCUUCCUACUUUGAAGAAGCGCAUCGAAGAAACCGUGUCGCAGGCAUCGUCUUAAGUGUACACCAAUCUAUAUCUACACGAUAGCACUACUUCCACCUGGUUGACCACUGGUUGCUUGUUCCAGUUGAACGAUGGCUUGUUUGGUCCGUUCCA